This is a messenger RNA of Penicillium diatomitis, 228 nucleotides long. RefSeq lists its product as uncharacterized. The record is from RefSeq and is a predicted model, not a curated record. NCBI's taxonomy places the organism in Eukaryota, Fungi, Ascomycota, Eurotiomycetes, Eurotiales, Aspergillaceae. The coding region runs from base 1 to 228 and encodes 75 amino acids. The transcript is spliced from 2 exons.
AUGGAAAUAUUAGAUUUCUGUUUGAAAAAUAAGAGAUUUUCCUGUCGACUGCCAUCGUCAUCGUAUAAUUCCUCCAAUAGGCUCCGAACAUCCGUGCUCGCAGUGAAGCUUCACACGUUAAAAUGUUCUUUCGGGACAGUCAAAGAGCAUACCUCGGCCUUUCAACCCAGAAAAUGUUAUUGGGAGCAUCCAGAAGCCGUCCGAAGACAUAGCGGAGCUUCAGCGUGA